Molecule: messenger RNA, 2698 nt
Organism: Microtus oregoni (creeping vole)
Lineage: Eukaryota; Metazoa; Chordata; Mammalia; Rodentia; Cricetidae
Gene: Plppr5
Product: phospholipid phosphatase related 5
Exons: 6
Coding region: 1015-1980 (321 amino acids)
Biological process (GO): phospholipid dephosphorylation; signal transduction; phospholipid metabolic process
Molecular function (GO): phosphatidate phosphatase activity
Source: RefSeq, a predicted model, not a curated record
GGAAUUCCUGUAAUUCCCUGAACUCUGGAGUUAGGGACAUGAAGCACAUAGCUCUUUCCGCCUUCCCUGGUGACUGGUACCCCUGGGUCCCAAGAAUCUGCAAUGCCUCAUCUCUCAAGCAGCUAAUCAGAGGAGACUGAGAAGAUGAGAUGAGAAGAUGAGAUGGGAAGAGCGGGUCCUAAGAUGAUGUCUCCGAAUAUAGGAGCCUUGAUUCUGCGGCUUUAUUUACAAAGCCUUGGAAAACUGGAGGGAAGGCAAAGCCAUCCAGAAUAUAAAAUCCUUUGAGAUAAUUUCUGUCAUCAUUCUGGAAGCCACACCGCCCAGCUGCUGUCCAGCGCAGGGGUCACGGAGUCCGGGCAGAGCUGUGAACAGAGGCUGCAAGUCGCAGGCGCCACCCGGACACUUUGCGCUUCGGUGGGCUUUGCGCCCUGAAGACGUGUCCCCGCACCAUCUUCCCAGGCGCUGUGCGGAAGGUCUGAAACAGCCCAGCUGGUGCCUCGAAAGGGAGUUUCUAGAAGCUCCAUCUCUGCUGACUCCCCUCCCCUUCGGAUUUUGGAUUUUACCCCCGCCAGGGAGCUAGCAGCUGCAGCUCCACAGCAUCCACCCUCUCUCCAAGGGGACCAGGUGCCUCCGACGCCGCUUUCCGCGGGCCGGCCCGAGGGCUUGACCCCGGCGCUGCGGUGUGGCGGAUGCUCCCGUGUCGGGGCCGGGGACUCCCCGCCCUUGCGCGCGACCCCGCGCCCGGGCGGGCGGCGCUUGCGGCGGGCAGGGGGCGGGUAGGGCAGCCUGGACUCGUCCUGGGGUAGCCGCCUCCUCUGCAUCCUGUCCGCGCAUCCCGGAGCCCAGCCGCAUCCUCCGCCUCUGCCUCUGGCGGCUGCCAGCCCCCGCCUCGCGCCACCUCGGCCUCCCGCUGCCCCCGCCCCCGCGCCCCCGGUGGCUGUGCCUCGGCUGAGCCCUGAGGGGGCCUGUGGCUCGUCGGCCGCCCGCUCGGCUCGACUUGGCCGGGAGGCGUGCAUGCCCCUGCAGCCCGCGGCGUUCAUCAGCAGCAUGCUCUAUUUCCAGAUGGUGAUCAUGGCAGGGACGGUGAUGUUGGCGUACUACUUCGAAUACACGGACACGUUCACUGUGAACGUGCAGGGAUUCUUCUGCCACGACAGCGCCUACCGCAAGCCCUAUCCGGGCCCAGAGGACAGCAGCGCCGUGCCCCCUGUACUCCUCUACUCGCUGGCCGCUGGCGUCCCGGUGCUCGUGAUAAUAGUUGGAGAAACGGCCGUGUUUUGCCUACAGUUAGCAACAAGGGAUUUUGAAAACCAGGAAAAAACUAUUUUAACUGGAGACUGUUGCUAUAUAAACCCACUGGUACGCCGAACUGUCCGAUUUCUUGGAAUUUAUACGUUUGGACUGUUUGCUACGGAUAUCUUUGUAAAUGCUGGACAGGUGGUCACGGGCAACCUGGCUCCACACUUCCUGGCCUUGUGUAAGCCCAAUUACACAGCUCUUGGGUGUCAACAGUACACACAGUUCAUCAGUGGGGAGGAAGCGUGCACAGGCAACCCAGAUCUCAUCAUGCGAGCAAGGAAAACCUUCCCAUCCAAAGAAGCUGCCCUCAGCGUCUAUGCUGCCAUGUAUCUGACGAUGUACAUUACGAACACUAUCAAAGCCAAAGGCACCAGACUUGCUAAGCCUGUUCUAUGCUUGGGAUUAAUGUGUUUGGCCUUUCUUACUGGACUCAACAGAGUAGCAGAAUAUCGAAAUCAUUGGUCUGAUGUGAUAGCGGGCUUUCUAGUUGGGAUAUCUAUAGCAGUAUUUCUGGUUGUGUGCGUGGUAAAUAAUUUCAAAGGAAGACAACCAGAAAAUGGGCACAUGCACAGGGACAGUGUGGCCCGGAUGCCGAUGAUCAACAUUCCUCGAGUAGAAAGCCCUUUGGAAAAAGUAGCAUCUGUGCAGAACCACAUCACUGCCUUUGCGGAAGUCACAUGAUAUUGAAGCAGAUGGUUUUUCCCUGCACUGGACAUCAUCCCUCUUUACCAUCCAUUCAUAAGAAGGUUUAUUUGAUUACACAGAAAUUUAUAAAGUUGUCUGAGACUUUUUAUAAAUUUAAAACUUAAUAGCACCCUCUCUGCUCCACCGCCCUGGUCCCCCACUAGACUGUGAGCUCCUCAAGAGCAGGACCAUGGCUUUCUUUCCUGUAUCCCCAACACCUACCACCUAGCACAAAGUGUGGGUGUUCAGUACAAACAUGAUGACAAAAAUGAACAAAUUUAAUUCUUCAAUAAAAUAGUCGCUUUAGUUUCUCAAAAGAAUCUCUGUGGCUAUGUGAAAAGAAAUCUCCAUGUGGGUUAUAUUUGUAUAAAAGAGAAACCCUCUAUUUUGGACUCAUUAAGCCUUUUUAAUUUUUCAUAUCUCUAUUCAACAGUACAGCAUAUUUAAUUUGAAGUUAAUUUUGAAAGUCACGGGGGCUUUUUUAUUAUGCAGCAUGACUUUUUUUCCAUUCUAACAGAUUUCAGCGUGUGAAAUCAUUUUACUUUUAGAAAGUAUGUCCUAUACUGAAUUGUUUGCUCAUUAUAUUAUUCUGUAUUUCACUUAAAAUACCAUUCAUACUACACAUUCUAAGACUGGUGCUUCUGCUUUUAAAGGGGGAAUUGCCAAUUUUUAUUGUCACUAAGUAAUGUAUCAUAAUUAAAAUUAUUUAUUUGGA